Malania oleifera is the source of this 1946-nucleotide messenger RNA. Its product is annotated as cytochrome P450 84A1-like. Gene Ontology annotation, biological process: lignin biosynthetic process. Bases 141 to 1700 code for a protein of 519 amino acids. Gene Ontology annotation, molecular function: iron ion binding; heme binding; monooxygenase activity. The transcript has 2 exons. Lineage: Eukaryota; Viridiplantae; Streptophyta; Magnoliopsida; Santalales; Ximeniaceae. The record is from RefSeq and is a predicted model, not a curated record.
ACACUUCGAGUUGCAUUAGCUCUGUUGCUCCCAACCCUUCUCAUUCUCUCUCUCUCUCUCUCUCUCUCUCUCUCUCAAUCCCUCCCUCAUUCAAAACCACAACGCACCCAGAAAUUUUAAGAUCGAGCCCAAAUUUAAUUAUGGAUUCUGCCGUCGUACAACCUCUACAACCCAUCCUCUUCUACGCCAUCCCUGUGCUACUGCUGGUGGGCCUCCUCUCUCGCCUCCGCCAGCGAUACCCCCUCCCGCCGGGGCCGACGGGGUGGCCGGUGAUCGGGAACAUGCGGAUUAUGGACCAGCUGACCCACAAGGGGCUGGCGCGCCUGGCGAAGCGCUACGGCGGCAUCCUCCACCUGCGGAUGGGCUCUGUCCACAUGGUGGCGGUGUCGUCGCCGGAGAUAGCCCGGCAGGUGCUGCAGGUGCAGGACAACGUGUUCGCGAACCGCCCAGCCACGGUGGCCAUCAGUUACCUCACCUACGACCGCGCCGACAUGGCGUUCGCCCACUACGGCCCCUUCUGGCGGCAGAUGCGGAAGCUGUGCGUGAUGAAGCUGUUCAGCCGGAAGCGGGCGGAGUCGUGGGACUCGGUGCGCGACGAGGUGGACUUCAUCGUCCGGGAGACGGUCAGCAGCGUGGGGUCGCCGGUGAACUUGGGAGAGCUGGUGUUCACGCUGACCAAGAAUAUCAUAUACAGGGCAGCGUUCGGGUCCAGUUCGCGGGAGGGGCAGGACGAGUUCGUGAGCAUACUGCAGGAGUUCUCCAAGCUGUUCGGGGCGUUUAAUAUUGCGGAUUUUAUACCGUGGCUCGGGUGGAUCGACCCGCAGGGACUCGGGGACCGACUCGCCAAGGCUCGCCACUCGCUUGAUAAGUUUAUCGAUAUCAUUAUUGACGAGCAUAUGGAGAAGAAGAGGGGCAGCGGCGGCGGUGGCGGUGGGAGGGUGUCGGAUGAGGGGGAGACGGAUAUGGUGGAUGAACUGUUGGCUUUUUACAGUGAGGAGGAGGCCAAAGUCAGCGAAUCAGACGAAUUGCAGAGCUCCAUCAAACUCACCAAAGCCAACAUCAAGGCUAUUAUCAUGGAUGUGAUGUUUGGUGGUACCGAAACGGUGGCGUCCGCAAUAGAAUGGGCUAUGGCGGAGCUGAUGAGAAGUCCGGAAGAUCUGAAGAGGGUCCAAAAAGAGCUGGAGGACGUCGUGGGUCUGAACCGCCGGGUCGAAGAGUCUGACUUCGAGAAGCUCAGCUACCUCAAAUGCGCACUGAAGGAGACCCUCCGCCUCCACCCACCCAUCCCCCUCCUCCUCCACGAGACCUCCGAGGACGCCGUUGUCGCUGGCUACUCCAUUCCGGCGAGGUCCCGGGUCAUGAUCAACGCCUGGGCCAUCGGCCGCGACCCUAACUCCUGGGACGACCCGGAAACCUUCCGGCCCUCCCGGUUCCUCAAGGAGGGCGUGCCAGAUUUCAAGGGGAGCAACUUCGAGUUCAUCCCGUUCGGAUCGGGUCGGCGAUCCUGCCCCGGCAUGCAACUCGGGCUCUACUCGCUGGAGCUAUGCGUGGCUCACCUCCUCCACUGCUUCACGUGGGAGCUGCCGGACGGCAUGAAACCUAGCGAACUCGACACCGACGACGUCUUCGGACUCACCGCGCCGAGAAAGACCCGACUCGUCGCCGUACCGAGUCCGCGCCUGCUGUGCCCCAUCUACUGAUUCAGCGCCCAGUGAGACGAGAAUUACAGAUGAGGAGCGGGGCACAAAAUCGUAUUUCAAAAAGCUAAUGCUGGGAAAGAAACGAUGCUAAGGGGAGGGGUUAAUUUGUGAAUGCAUGGAUUUUUGGUUUGUAUUAUAUAAAAACAUAUGUUUUGAGGGGCAAAACAACAAAUAACUGAAACCAAACGAGAGGACGAAAUUCUCUCUCUGUCAAUAAUACAAGACUGAACUUCUGCAUUUAUUUCA